This is a messenger RNA of Alligator sinensis (Chinese alligator), 7146 nucleotides long. It is a transcript of the gene TUT7, whose product is annotated as terminal uridylyl transferase 7. The coding region runs from base 2017 to 6165 and encodes 1382 amino acids. The transcript has 28 exons. Lineage: Eukaryota; Metazoa; Chordata; Crocodylia; Alligatoridae. Gene Ontology annotation, molecular function: zinc ion binding; nucleic acid binding; RNA uridylyltransferase activity. The record is from RefSeq and is a predicted model, not a curated record.
UUUUGUUUUCUUGCUUUUAUAAAACAAACAAAGUUUAGAAAUGAUGCGUUAGAAACCUGGCAAACAAGGUUCAUUCCUAUUUCUCAUUGUCAUAUGAGAUUAGUUAAGUCCUGAAGCAGUAACUGGAUAUUCACAGACUUAAAAUAAAUAAAUAAAAUCAGUGAGUCUAGGAUACCUGGGACUCCCAUUGCAUUUCAGACUUCUGAAGAGCAUGUAAAACCCUUUGGUGCCUAUCCUGUUAACUUGUGCAGGUUUUUAAGCUUUAAAAACAAGAAGCCUGCUGCAUAAAUCACUGCAGUGGUUUAUGUGCAGCCAGGGGACUUUGCUGACAACUUUGUGAAACUAGAGGAGUAAAACCCAAAAGCUCUAAUUGACUUCAGGACUGCCUUUUAAGAAUUAUGAGAGCCAGAAUUCUUUGAGUGAAUAGACAUUUUUGUAUAGAUGAAUGGACUGAAUGAAGCAGGGAAGCUCCUGAUUUCUUUUCUAGAUGGGCAGGAGAAGAAAGGUAGCCCACAAGUUACUGCUGAAUGAAAGCAUGAAGUAGAGCAGGGAUUGACAGUCUUUUGCCAGUGAACUAGCCAUGACUGUGGGCUUGAAAUCUCUGCACUCUUCCCCCUGCCCCACAGCAGAGGAGCUAGGUGGCACAGCGCAGCUCUGUACCACCAUUUCCCUCUGGCCUGUGGGCCAUAGGUUGACCCCUGUUCGAAAGGGUCUUCUGUAUAUCAAGAGGCAGCAGGAGUUUUUGGUACUACGUGAUGUAUUGAAGCAGCUCUGGCACUAACUGAUUAUUAGGAAGCAAACACUUUGUAUUUAAGUUGUGUAACAAAGCGAAUAAAAAUGAGCUUUUGGCAGUAAUAAAGACCUUUUUUUUUCCUGGAGUCAGACUAUGAGCCAGUGUAUUGGGGCAGAGUGGCAGAACUUAAAUGUCCUUCAAGGGAUGAGUGUUGGAGACUAAACAGGAAUAGCUUAAGGCACGACAGGAAGUGUGGCAAUGCAGAUGCUGCUUAACAAGUCUAGUAAUUAUAGUUAUUGAGUGAGUAAGGUAAAAUUUUGCAGGCCUUGCUAUGGACAACAGUGAAAUGUUCAUAAUCCUCUUUACGGAAAGAUAGGGACAGCAGAGGUAGACUCUGAAGUUAGUUACUAGUAGGGAACACUGAAAAUAAAGACAUCAUCUCUUCUUUUUCUGGAGUUGUAGAUUUAUAAAAUGUCUAGUAGACAAAGUUAUAUGGCACCUUUUUUAUCAAACUGAAAUCUGAACUAGUGCUGGGUAUAAGUAGUUUUGGCAUACCCUCUUCCCAGUUCUGGCAUUUCAUACAUGGCUGUUAACCCUGUUAAAGGAAUGAAUAAAAAAAACACUUAACCCUUGUUUGUAAACCUACAUCAGCGAGAAGCUAAAUAGGCAAAGCACUAGUCAAUGCACACACAAAACUGGGGAAAAAUAAAAGCCCUCUAAUUUUUUUAUCCUGGCAGUUCUAGGUAUUUCCUAUAACUUUUUUUUUGUUUGUUUGUUUUUUUAAAAAGGAAUUAUCAUGUAACCUACCUCCCUUGAAAGUCAGAGCCUUCAGGUAGUAUCCCUGAAACACUUGGUACCCUUUCUUUAUACUUGUUGAAGUUUUCCUGCUUAAAAUCAGUACAAGCAAAAAUCAGUUGCCAGUGUGAGAACUUCAGAAUAACAAGAAGAAAGGAAGCUGAGGGAAUUUUUUCAGAGGCAUUCAAGCCUUUAAAAGAUCUUAACGUUCUGGCCAAUAUUUUGGUAUUUGCAUGAGAGGAGAGCUGUAAUUUCAGCUUCCUGAAAUCUGGCUUACAUUUACCCACUUCUGUUGGAGCCAAAGAUUACAUUUUACCUGUAUACUUUAGACCAAAAACAAUUUCUUUUGCACAAAUGCUGACAAAGCUAGAUGCAGUUUGGAGACAAUAUUUACAUUCACGCUUCUGCUAGAAGUUUAGCUAUAAACUUAAUAGUUUAUUUCUUGUGCACACAUUUACAGUUGCAUCCACUGAGUUGUUUUAGCAGAAAUGAAGAAACAUAGGAAACCAAGGAGAUCAAGAAGAACUACUAGAAAAGAAGACUAUGAGCAAGAUGAAGAUAUGGAAGGUCCUGUCAUAGAUGAAUCUGUGCUGUCAGUAAAAGAACGACUAGGGUUGCAGCAGGCUGAAGAACGAUUAAAACGAGACUGCAUUUACAGGCUAAAGAAGCGACCUCGAAACUAUCCAGCAGCCAAGUAUACCUGCAAAUUGUGUGAUGCUCUGAUUGAGUCGGUGGCAUUUGCUCAUAAGCACAUUAAAGAGAAAAGGCACAAGAAAAACAUGAAGGAAAAACAAGAAGAGCAGCUGCUGACUACCCUACCUCCACCAACACCUUCCCAGAUACAAGCAAUUGGUGUUGCCAUUGGAAAUGUUGUACAGGAAUUUGGCUUAAAUAAUGAAGAUCUGGAGCAAAGGUCCAAAAUUAAUAUAAUGAUGGAAACCUUACUACAUCAAAAAUUGCCAGAAUGCUCAUUAAGGCUGUAUGGUUCUUCAGGUAGCAGAUUUGGUUUCAAAAAUUCUGACAUAAACAUUGAUAUCCAGUUUCCAGCCAGUAUGGCUCAACCAGAUGUUCUCUUAGUUGUACAGGAAAGUCUGAAAAACAGUGAAUCUUUUAUUGAUGUUGAUGCAGAUUUCCAUGCUAGAGUACCAGUGGUGGUGUGCAAAGAAAAGCAAAGUGGCCUUGUCUGUAAAAUAAGUGCAGGAAAUGAAAAUGCCUAUCUUACAACAAACCACUUGGCAACGCUUGGAAAACUAGAACCUACACUUGUACCACUAGUUAUUGCCUUCAGGUACUGGGCAAAGCUGUGUUGUGUUGAUCGUCCUGAAGAAGGAGGCUUGCCACCUUAUGUAUUUGCUUUAAUGGUGAUUUUCUUUCUACAGCAGAGGAAAGAACCACUUCUCCCUGUUUAUUUUGGAUCAUGGAUAGGAGGAUUCUCACUAAACAAGUUAAUGAACUUUAACCUUAAAGAGGUUGAGAAUGAUAUUGUGGUCUGGGAACAGAAUCCUGUGGAUGAUUCUGCCUCUCCAAAAGAAGCUUCUCCUAAAAGGGGCAAGGUUUCCUUGGUUUUUAAUUUGGGACAUCAGUGUUCAGCACCAAUUGGGCAGCUCUGGGUAGAACUGUUUCGUUUCUAUGCUUUGGAGUUUAACUUGGCUGAUUUGGUUAUUAGUAUACGACUCAAAGAAGCAGUGUCUCGUGAAUCAAAGGACUGGCCUAAAAAGCGUAUUGCUGUAGAAGACCCUUACUCAGUAAAAAGGAACGUGGCAAGAACUCUGAACAGUCAGCUAGUUUAUGAAUAUAUCCUUCAUUGCUUAAGGGCAACUUACAAAUAUUUUGCCUUGCCUCACAAAAAGUCUUCAUCAUCCAGCAAGAAAACCCCUCUUAAUGCCAAUACAGAAAUAUCACGAAAGUUAAAACCUGAAAAGAAUGCCAUAAUGCAUGACACUGCUAAUGUGCAAAACUUAAGUGAUAAAACAGAGAAAGUGUUGGCAGGUGACUAUAUUAAUAACACAAAUGUAUGUUCAGACAUCCCUCAGGCUCAUACGAUCGAUCCCUCAAAGCUGUUUGAUGGCUCCGAAAGCCUUACAGAAGAAGAAUUGGCAGAAGAUAUAGGACAUUUGGAAAUUACCCAGGAAGAUUCAGAUUGUGUAAUUGAAGAGAUUAUUUCUGGUGAUAAUGAGGACUUUAAACCAAGCUGUGAAGAGACAGAAAGUGGAAAUGAAGAGGAGGACGAGGAAGAGGAAGAACACGAACAAGAGAGAAAAUGGCCAAACAGUUUGGUAGCUGUUAAUCAGGAUUUGGAUGAAGACAGUGAAAAUGGAGAUCUCCCUAUUACAGCAAAUGAGCGUGAUAUUGAAACAUGCAAUAUUUCAGACAUGGAAGGCUUUCAAAACACGGCAGUUACAGAGAGUGAUGAAUAUGGCUUAGAGUGCAGUGGGAUACUGGAUGAGAAGGCUGAUAUUGAUGAGGAGAGUACAGAAGGUACUGAUGAGCUAGAUGAAUCUCUGAACAAAUUUGCACCUUCAGUACAGGACCAGAUAUCUGAAAUCAAUAAUUCAGAUGAUGAGGAUGAAGAGGAAGAACAAUGUCUUGUCUUAAACCAAACAAAAUGCGGUGAUAUUUUGACUGUGGAAGGUGAGCUGGACAACACGUACACUGGAUCUGGAGAUGAAGAAGCAUUAUCUGAGGAAGAGGAAGAAUUGUCCAUCCCUGUUAAAUAUGAAGACAAACAGUUGGAAGAAAAUGUAGAAGAAUCCCUCUUGGUAGAUUUGAGUAAAGAGGAUGUUACUGAAAAAGGAAGUACUUAUGAAGGAAGCACAACAGUAGAACAACUUAUCGAAUCUGAGUUCUUUUAUGAAUUUAAUAGACUUAUUUUUACAAAGGGCAAGUCUCCUACAGUGGUAUGUAGCUUAUGUAAACGGGAAGGUCAUCUAAAGAGAGAUUGUCCAGAAGACUUCAAAAAAAUUGAACUUGACCCUUUGCCAGCAUUGACGCCCAAGUUUUCAAAUAUUUUAGAUCAAGUUUGCAUCCAGUGUUACCAGGAUUUUGCUCCAAAUAUUAUAGAGGAUCAGGCUCGUGAACAUAUACGUCAAAACCUGGAAAGCUUCAUCCGAAAAGAGUUUUCAGGAACAAGGCUGAACUUGUUUGGCUCCUCAAAAAAUGGUUUUGGCUUCAAGCAAAGUGACCUAGAUAUCUGUAUGACAAUUGAUGGACGGGAAACUGCUGAGGGGCUUGAUUGCAUAAGAAUUAUUGAAGAAUUAGCAAAAGUACUCAAGAAACAGUCAGGUCUAAGAAAUGUCUUGCCCAUAACAACUGCUAAAGUCCCAAUUGUCAAAUUUAUCCAUGCCAGAAGUGGUCUUGAAGUAGACAUCAGUUUAUAUAACACGCUAGCCCUGCAUAACACAAGACUCUUGUCAUCUUACGCAGCCAUUGAUUCUAGAGUGAAAUAUCUGUGUUAUACAAUGAAAGUCUUUACAAAGAUGUGUGACAUCGGAGAUGCAUCUAGAGGUAGCCUUUCUUCCUAUGCAUAUACUCUUAUGGUGCUUUAUUUUCUUCAGCAAAGAAAUCCACCAGUUAUUCCUGUUCUUCAAGAGAUCUACAGUGAACCAAAGAAGCCUGAAAUUUUAGUUGAUGGUUGGAAUGUAUAUUUCUUUGACAGAAUAGAAGAAUUGCCAGCUGUUUGGCCAGACUAUCAUAAAAAUACUGAAUCUGUUGGACAGCUAUGGCUGGGACUUCUCCGUUUCUACACAGAAGAAUUUGAUUUCAAAGAACAUGUCAUCUGCAUUAGGAGAAAAAGUCUACUUACAACCUUCAAGAAACAGUGGACCUCCAAAUACAUUGUCAUUGAAGAUCCCUUCGAUUUGAACCACAAUCUUGGAGCCGGAUUAUCAAGAAAAAUGACAAAUUUUAUAAUGAAGGCCUUUAUCAAUGGCAGAAGGGUAUUUGGUACCCCAAUCAAAGGAUUUCCUAAAGAAUAUCCAUCAAAGAUGGAAUACUUCUUUGACCCAGAGGUACUGACAGAAGGAGAACUGGCCCCAAAUGAUAGGUGCUGCAGAAUUUGUGGUAAAAUUGGGCAUUUCAUGAAAGACUGCCCCAUGCGAAGAAAAGUGAGACGGCUACAUGAUCACGAAGAUAUCAGAAACCAAAGGUACCCAGAAAAUAAAGAGAAAAGAAGUAAAGAGGACAAAGAACUACAAAAUAAAACCACAGAAAAAGACACCUCAGUCAAAGAGGGAAAGAUGCAAUUAGGUGCAUCUCAGAAAAACAAACUAGGGAAGGGAACAGUGGAAAUGGGAAAAGAUAAGAACCCCAGGCAGUCAGCAGAGAAAUGGAAACGGCAGGAGGACAGAGACUUAAGAGAAAAACGUUGCUUCAUCUGUGGAAAAGAAGGACACAUUAAAAAAGAAUGCCCACACUAUAAAGGACCCGCAGGUUGUUCAAAGUCAGAAGUUUUGUGUGGAUCCCCUUCUUCACCUGGUGCUGUUAAACAUGCUGGUAGACUAAAUCAGGGAAUGCUUUUACAUGAAGAAAAAAAGAAACAAAAAGGAAAAGUGUUUUUGAGUCCCCAGUCAGGCAGUCUUUCCAAUAAAUAUAUGACUCAGGGAAAAGCCUCACAGAAGAGGACCCAACAAGAAUCAUGAGGGACCGAAGCUCAUAAAAUGCAAUACAGACCGUCCAUGCACUCAAAUUAGGUUUAUUUUGGCUAAACCAUCUGGAUUCACAGGACAGCAGCACAAAGCUAUCUUCAACUUAAGUUAAAGAAAACUUCAGUAUUUUAUUUUAGAUUGCUAAAAGGCAAAGCAGCUAUGGAUUUUAAUGCAGUCCUCCAACCAUGGACUCCUGCUCUUAAAAGAUUAUUUGAGUAUUUUAAUAGAAAGCCAUGGUGUUUAUAUUCAUUUACUAGGUAAAACUGGUAGAUAAGGGCAGGUACUCAAAAUGGACCAUUUUCAAGGUUUUAUCAUUCAACCUGGCCCUAAAUGCACUAAAAUUGUGUGCAAGCCAAAUAUAAUGUUAUAUUUUUCUUCAAAAAAUAAUUUUUUUGAAGGAGGAAAUGAUAUUUAUUAAUGUUGAUUGUUUACUGAAUCCUUGUGUAAAAGUGUUUGAAAUGUUUGUGGACUACUGCUGUGUUUGCAAACAUUUUUUUUUUCUGUGGAGAACUGAAAACAUGGACAUUUAGUAAACUUUUAUGUAAAACCUCUGUGGACAAGCAGUGCCAUUGAGUUUGGGUUUUUCCCCUCCUCUGUGAUUUUAAGAGAGUUAAUUUGCUGCUGUGCUUGUGUACAGAAAAAGACUGAGAAGCAGGUUAGUCCUGUUUAGUGCUGCUAAGAAUUUUCUCAUGGCCUUCAAAAUGCAACAGACAAAAUUGCUUUAAGGGAAAAAAUAAGUUAUAUUCAACAAUUUAGGGUAAAUGCAUUUCUUUUUACAAAAAAAUAAAUAAGAAGAGGAUCCAUCUGCCAGUCAAGGAUGUAAUUAGUGUCGUCAUCUCAAGUUUUUUCUCAAAGUCCUUCUGGAGUUGGUACUGUACCAUCAAACCCUGUUCAGGAAAAUAACCAAUCCAUGGUAAAAAAUGAAACCACUGUUAUUUAUGACUUUGAAAUAAAAAACCAAAAGUUCAAACUUUA